Messenger RNA from Dichotomopilus funicola, 300 nucleotides. Its product is annotated as mitochondrial import inner membrane translocase subunit tim-10. The record is from RefSeq and is a predicted model, not a curated record. The coding region runs from base 1 to 300 and encodes 99 amino acids. Gene Ontology annotation, biological process: protein insertion into mitochondrial inner membrane. Gene Ontology annotation, cellular component: mitochondrial inner membrane. The transcript has 2 exons. Lineage: Eukaryota; Fungi; Ascomycota; Sordariomycetes; Sordariales; Chaetomiaceae.
AUGUCUUCCUUAUUCGGUCUUGGGCGUCCUCAGCCUUCCUCAGCAGAGAAGAUUGCCGCCGUUGAGAACGAGCUCAAGGUGAUGGCCCUGAUGCACACUCGGAUGCUCAAGAUCUGCUCCGCCAAGUGUCUCGACAAGACGUACCGCGAGGGCGAGUUGGCCAAGGGCGAAUCGGUGUGCCUGGACCGGUGUGCUGCCAAGUUCUUUGAGGCACAUACUACUGUCUCGGAGCAGCUGCAGAAACAAGGGGAAGCGGCUCAGCGUGCGGCUGGUGGCGGUGGUGGUGGGUUUGGGUUUUAA